UGCAGCAGUCUUCGGUGCUGGGUCCAAAUAGGCCCUAGUUAUUGAGUGCUCUUCUCGCCAGUCAGCCACCUCGCUACCUCUUGGCCAGAAUCAGCUACUCUCCUUGCCAGCAGCUCCUCUGUGCCUGUCAUCCUUGCUUAAUCCCAGCCACCAACCCAUGACUGCCACAUAGCCCUGUGAUCCUAGGCAGCCACCGCUUAAGUACCAACAUCUGAGGGCUCACCUGUCGACGUAGUAUCUGGAACUAAGACCCAAGUCCCAAGCCCGCUCUCUCACCCACUGCCCCGGGGCCUCCGGGACAUCGAGCGCCGGAACAGAGGAGCCCCUUUGUGUCCAGGCCAUUUCCUGGAAAGUAGAGCCAGAUCACACUGAGGCCUUUGUGGAGCAUCCCCAUUGCGUCAAAGAUGAAAGGCUGGGGUUGGCUGGCCCUGCUUCUGGGGGCCCUGUUGGGAACUACCUGGGCCCGGAGGAGCCAGGAUCUACACUGUGGAGCUUGCAGGGCUCUGGUGGAUGAACUUGAGUGGGAAAUUGCCCAGGUGGAUCCCAAGAAGACCAUUCAGAUGGGCUCUUUCCGAAUCAAUCCAGAUGGCAGCCAGUCAGUGGUGGAGGUGCCUUAUGCUCGCUCAGAGGCCCACCUCACAGAGCUGCUAGAGGAGGUAUGCGACCGGAUGAAAGAGUAUGGGGAACAGAUUGACCCUUCCACGCACCGCAAGAACUAUGUACGUGUCGUGGGCCGGAAUGGAGAAUCCAGUGAACUGGACCUACAGGGCAUUCGAAUUGAUUCAGACAUCAGUGGCACCCUCAAGUUCGCGUGUGAGAGCAUUGUGGAGGAGUACGAGGAUGAACUCAUUGAAUUCUUUUCCCGAGAGGCUGACAAUGUUAAAGACAAACUUUGUAGUAAGCGAACAGAUCUAUGUGACCAUGCCCUGCACAUAUCCCAUGAUGAGCUGUGAACCACUGGAGCAGCUCAGACUGACAAGCUUGAUGGAUCACCCCCAGGAGGGGAAGAGGGUAGCGAUGCCUUUUAUAUUAUGUUUUUACUGAAAUGAACUGAAAAAAUAUGAAACCAAAAGUA
Bubalus bubalis (water buffalo) is the source of this 1075-nucleotide messenger RNA. RefSeq names its product canopy FGF signaling regulator 2 (gene CNPY2). The record is from RefSeq and is a predicted model, not a curated record. Lineage: Eukaryota; Metazoa; Chordata; Mammalia; Artiodactyla; Bovidae. The transcript has 6 exons. Gene Ontology annotation, cellular component: endoplasmic reticulum. Bases 405 to 953 code for a protein of 182 amino acids.